Emys orbicularis (European pond turtle) is the source of this 3893-nucleotide messenger RNA. It is a transcript of the gene TRAPPC10, whose product is annotated as trafficking protein particle complex subunit 10. Gene Ontology annotation, biological process: early endosome to Golgi transport; intra-Golgi vesicle-mediated transport. The record is from RefSeq and is a predicted model, not a curated record. Gene Ontology annotation, cellular component: TRAPPII protein complex. The transcript is spliced from 23 exons. NCBI's taxonomy places the organism in Eukaryota, Metazoa, Chordata, Testudines, Emydidae. The coding region runs from base 1 to 3822 and encodes 1273 amino acids.
AUGGACCCCGCCGCGGCGGCGGCCGCCGAAGAGGAGGAGAAGCAGCAGCCGCCGCAGCAGCAGCAGCCCCCGGUGAUCUACACCAUGGAGAACAAGCCCAUCGUGACCUGUGCUGGAGAUCAGAAUUUAUUCACUUCUGUAUAUCCCAUGCUUUCUCAGCAGCUUCCAAAAGAACCCAUGGAAUGGAGAAGGUCUUAUGGACGUGCUCCUAAGAUGAUUCAUCUUGAAUCUAAUUUUGUUCAAUUUAAAGAGGAGUUGUUACCCAAAGAAGGAAACAAGGCUCUCCUGACUUUUCCCUUCCUUCAUAUUUAUUGGACAGAAUGUUGUGAUACAGAAGUGUACAAAGCUACAGUAAAGGAUGACAUCACCAAGUGGCAGAAUGUUCUGAAAGUGCACAGCUCUGUGGAUUGGUUAAUUGUGGUAGUUGAGAGCGAUGCAAAAAAAAAGAACAAAACCAACAUCCUUCCCCGAACAUCUAUAGUAGAUAAAAUAAGAAAUGACUUCUGUAACAAGCAAAGUGACAGAUGUGUGGUACUGUCUGACCCCUUGAAAGACUCUUCCCGUUCUCAGGAAUCCUGGAACGCCUUCCUGACAAAACUCAGGACGCUGCUUCUCAUGUCUUUUACCAAAAAUCUAGGCAAGUUUGAAGAUGACAUGAGAACUUUGAGGGAGAAGAGGACUGAGCCAGGGUGGAGUUUUUGCGAGUAUUUCAUGGUCCAGGAAGAGCUGGCCUUUGUCUUUGAAAUGCUGCAGCAGUUUGAAGAUGCCUUGGUCCAAUAUGAUGAACUUGAUGCCUUGUUCUCUCAAUAUGUUGUUAACUUUGGUGCUGGUGAUGGAGCAAAUUGGUUGACAUUUUUCUGCCAACCAGUGCGGAGCUGGAAUGGGUUGAUUCUCCGUAAACCAAUAGAUAUGGAGAAACGAGAGCUAAUUCAGAAUCAAGAAGCCACUCUGUUAGACUUGCGCAGUUACCUGUUUUCUCGCCAGUGCACGUUGCUGAUCUUCCUACAGAGACCGUGGGAGGUGUCCCAGCGAGCACUAGAGCUUCUUCACAACUGCGUGCAGGAGCUUAAGCUACUAGAAGUCUCUGUUACUCCUGGAGCUUUGGAUUGCUGGGUAUUUUUGAGCUGUUUAGAGGUCCUACAAAGAAUAGAAGGCUGCUGUGACCGAGCACAAGUAGAUGCCAAUGUUUCCCACACAGUUGGCUUAUGGACCUAUGCCACUGAAAAGCUAAAGUCCCUUGGUUACCUGUGUGGACUUGUGUCAGAAAAGGGACCUAAUUCAGAAGAUCUUAACAGAACAGUUGAUCUGUUAGCAGGCUUGGGAGCAGAGCGCCCUGAAACAGCCAACACCGCACAAAGUCCUUAUAAGAAACUCAAGGAGGCCUUAUCAUCUGUAGAAGCUUUUGAAAAACACUACUUAGAUCUGUCCCAUGCCACCAUUGAAAUGUACACAAAUAUUGGAAGAAUUCGCUCGGCUAAACUUGUUGGAAAGGACUUAGCAGAGUUUUAUAUGAGGAAGAAGGGUCCACAGAAGGCAGAGGUCUAUCUUCAAGGAGCACUAAAAACUUACCUUGCUGAGGGCUGGGCAUUGCUUAUCACACAUACAAGAAAGCAGUUAGCAGAAUGUCAGAAACACCUUGGGCAAAUUGAAAACUAUCUUCAAACAAGCAGUCUUUUAGCCAGUGAUGAUCACUUAACAAAAGAUGAGCGCCAGCACUUCUGCCAAGAAAUUUUAAAUUUUGCCAACCAGCAAACAGAGGGCAAAGGUCAAAAGGUUACACUGUCUAUGCAUUCCUUUGCACAGCUGAAAACUCUACAUUUUGACCCUCCAAAUGCUGUUAUCCAUGUGGGUGGAACAUUGUCUAUUGAGCUGACUUUGCUGAGCCAAAUGCCCGUCCCAGUCGAAGUGGAUCAGAUUGCCGUCAAUGUCCACUUCAGCAUUGAGAAAAGUAAUUACCGGAAAACAGCUGAAUGGCUCACUAAACACAAAACUUCCAACGGUAUUAUCAGCUUCCCGAAUGAGGUUGCAGGCUUCCCUUUGUCAAGAAAUAACUUGCCAGCACUGGAGUUAUAUGAAAUGUACGAAAGGAGCCCUUCGGAUAACUCUUUGAACACAACAGGAAUAAUCUGCAAAAAUGUGCACAUGCUACUGCGAAGGCAGGAGAGCAGCUCUUCUCUGGAAAUGCCCUCAGGGGUGACUCUAGAGGAUGGGGCUCACAUGUUAAGAUGUAGCAACUUUAUACUGGAACCAGGGGUCAAUACAAUAACAUUCAGAACUCAGGCCAAAGAACCUGGGACAUAUACUCUCAGGCAGCUGUGCACGUCAGUGGGUAAAGUGCACUUUGUCCUUCCUCACAUUUACCCAGUUGUGCAGUAUGAUGUGUACUCUCAGGAGCCCCAGCUAAAAGUGGAGCCAUUGACUGACAGCCUUUUGGCUGGUAUUCCUCAGAGGGUGAAGUUCACAGUGACUACUGGCCAUUAUACCAUGAAGAGUGGAGAUACUCUGCAGCUCAGUAAUGCCGAUGCCAUGCCUUUCCUGUACCAUCCAGAGAGCAAAGCAUUGAUCUAUUCCAAUACCAAGGAAAAAGUCUCAGAAUCAUCAUUACUGAUCCAGUCUUCUGAAAAGAUCACAAGCAUCACCCUGCCAGUGGCUCCUGCAUAUCACGUGAUUGAAUUUGACUUAGAAGUUAUCUAUUUGCCAUCAACCCCAACAGCUUCAGUGGAAAGUGAAAAUCUGGUAAAUAAAGAACUGCACAGGAAAAGCAAAGAGAAGCAGAAAAUGGACAACUGCAUGGCUACAGUUGACCAAAAAGUAACCAUUGAUUGUCCAUGGUCAAUUUACUCCACCAUUAUUGCAUUAACGUUCAGUGUACCUUUUAAUGCCAAGCAUUCCUUACUGUCAGCUGGCAAACGGAAAUACAUACAGGUUUGUGUACAGAAUUUGUCAGAACUCUGUUUCCAGCUGUCCGACAAUAACCUAAAAAAUUUUGGUAACUGCAUAGAUCUACAGCUGGUACCUCUGAAGCCAGAAUCCCAACAGCACAUAUACAGUAAGCAGUCAGUAUUCUUUGUAUGGGAAUUGAAGUGGACAAAAGAACUUCCCCCCUCUUUGCAGUGCCAGUUUUCGGUUAGCUUUUGUCCAGAUACCUCUGAAGAGCAGUCAUUCUUCUUGAAGCCGUACACUUACGAAUUCCAAGUGGAAAAUUAUUUUACAUUGUAUAAUGUGAAAGCUCAGAUUUUUCCACCAUUGGGGGCGGAGUAUUGUAAAACAGGCUCACUCUGCUCUUUGGAGGUGUCAAUCACCCGACUCUCUGACCUCUUAGAUGUGGAUAAAGAUGAAGCAUUAACAGAAUCAGAUGGGUACUGCACGACGAAACUUAUGUAUGAAGUUGUUGACAACAGUAGUAACUGGGCAGUCUGUGGAAAAAGCUCAGGGGUAAUAUCUAUGCCUGUAGCAGCUCAAGCAACUCACAAAGUGCACAUGGAAGUGAUGCCACUUUUUGCUGGAUACCUCCCCUUUCCUGAUGUCAAACUAUUUAAAUACCUCCCUCAUCAUUCUGCUCACUCCAUGCAACUUGAUGCUGACAGUUGGAUUGAAAAUGAUAACCUAUCUGUGGACAAGAAUAUGGAUGAUCAGGCUGACAACAGUAGCAUAAAGAGUAGAGGCAGUUUACAUUCGGCAGCCAGUGGGGAACAUAAAGGUCUGCCAAUGCCCCGUCUACAAUCCUUUUCACCUGGUCAGGUCUUCAACUCCAGCACGAGCAUGCAAAUCCUUGUCAUUCCCAGCAAGGAUGACCAUGUUCUGGAAGUCAAUAUCACAUAACUAAAUAUAAAUAAACAAGGAAAACAAAAACCAUUAGAGACUUGAUAUGAAUGCACUUUAAUAGAUCAUAA